UUCUAUCUCACUUGAAAAAGCGGUUGGUGCACUAUAACGGUAACUUGCGAUUUAUUUCUCUUUCCGAUUUGCAUUUCACCAUCUUCACUCACCAAAUCACUCUAACACAACACUACUUUCUUCUGCUCUUCAAGCCAGGUAUUUCUUGCAUGUCAUAAAUGUGAAAAGAAAUGGAGAAGGUUUAUGAAGAGCUGGAUGAAGCAAAAGCAGAAAUUGAGGAACUCAAGGCACAACUAAGAGCCAAAACAGAUUCCCUUGAGAACUUGAAGAAAUCCCAUAAUGCACAGGUCAAUCAGAUACAGGAAGCAAGGUUCAAAGCUGAGAAUCUGAACCAAAAACUUCUUCAACAAGCUGAUGAAAUCUCUGAGGCAAAGCUGGUUUGUGAAGAUCUCAAAGGGAAUCUGAAUAAAAAGGAGUCCAUCAUCAAACAUCUCAGUGCCGCAAAUGAUAGACUUCUAGUGGAUUGUGAUGACAAGUUCAAAAAGUGGGAAGACGAAAAAAGAGGGUUGGUGUUGGCCUUAGAAGAGGCAAAUGAGAAGACACAGAACCAGGAACAACAGAUUCAUCAAUACAAACAAGAGAUUGAAAGAAUGAAAGGCUGUCUUUCAGUUUCAGAGAAGAAGUGUUUGGAAACAAAGAAAAAUUUAAAAGCAUCCAAAGAACUAAGAGAAAGAGAUGACAUGUUCCAAAAGUUAGAGGAGGAAUGCAUGAAGGUGGAAGAUCAAUUAAAAUGGAAGAAGGAACAGUUUAAGCAUCUUGAAGAAGCACAUGAAAAAGUCCAAAACCAGUUUAAGGCUAGUAAGAAAGAAUGGGAGAUGGAAAAAUCUACAUUGCUUGAUGGGAUUUCUUCACUUCAGAAUAGGUUAGACUCUCAGAUCAGAAUAUCAGAGGAUUUACAGCAUCAGUUACACACUUGCCACCAAGUUCUUGCUCAUGUAGAAAGCCAGAAAAAGCGUCUGGAAUUUGAAGUUUCAAAUCUUAAGGUGCAGCUUGAUAAUGCUAGCAAUGAGUACCAGGAUGCUAGGUUACAGCUAGAUUGCUUAAAUACUCACCGCGACAAAGAUAUUGCAGAUUUGAGAUAUUUGCUAAAAACAAAAGAGGCAUAUCAUAAAGAAUCAAAGUACAGGAUGGAGAAGCUAGAGCAAGAAAAUCAAGAGCUGUGGAUGUCCCUCAAAGAACUCCAGGAAGCUCAAAUUCAAGAAGCAGGAACCUCAUAUUCACAGUCAAAGUUGCGGUCCAAGCUCAGAAAUUUGGAACAAACUCAUAAAGAGUGUGCCUCUACUUUAAAGGCUAAAGAAGCUGAAUGGAACUUUAAGCUAAAACAGUUGACAGCAGACCUGAAUAGAUGUCGGUCUGAUUUGGAAAUUAAAACUGAAUCAGUGGAAGACCUCCAGAUGGAGUUAGAAAGCUCUCAAUCUUUAGCCAUAGAGAUGAAGUUAUUGAAUGAGGAGAUGUCUGUGAUGUUGAUUGUGUUGAAACAGGGAAUUUCUGAGGCUCAAUUGAAGCUUGCAAGCCAUAAAGAUGAGAUGAAUCUUAUCAACAAAGCUAGUGAAGAGAAGACUUUUCAACUGAUGGAAAUUAAAACUGAAUCAGUGGAAGACCUCCAGAUGGAGUUAGAAAGCUCUCAAUCUUUAGCCAUAGAGAUGAAGUUAUUGAAUGAGGAGAUGUCUGUGAUGUUGAUUGUGUUGAAACAGGGAAUUUCUGAGGCUCAAUUGAAGCUUGCAAGCCAUAAAGAUGAGAUGAAUCUUAUCAACAAAGCUAGUGAAGAGAAGACUUUUCAACUGAUGUGGCAGUUGGAGAUGAAGGACGCUGCUUUGAUCAAUGCCCAGAAAAGCAUAAAUGAAGAACGUGAGAUAGCAGCACGUUUGAUGAGGCAGGUUGAGUCUUCUGUAUCCAACAAUGAACUGCAGCAUGCACUGCAAAAUGAACUUGAUAGGCACAAGGAAAUGCUGGAGGAAUCAACAAUGAGUCAGCUGAUCCUCAAAGAGAAGGUUUGGCAGAUGGAAUGUAACUUUAAAGAACAGUUGGAGAUGAAAGAUGCUGCUUUGACCAGUGCACAGAAAAGCAUAAAGGAAGAACGUGAGAUAGCAGCAUGUUUAAGGAGGCAGGUUGAGUCUUAUGCAUCCAACAUUGAACUGCAGCAUUCACUGCAAAAUGAAGUUGAUGAUAGGCAGAAGGAAAUGCUGGAGGAGUCAACAACGAGUCAGCUGAUCCUCAAAGAGAAGGUUUUGCAGAUGGAAUGUAACUUUAAAGAACAGCUUAAAGAAAUCCAUGAUGCUUUAGACAGUGUAAUCAUUGAAUUGGAUGAAACAAUAUGUGAAAGAAAUGAAAAGGAAUUUGAAUUGCAAAUAUGGAAGUCAAUUGUUGAGCGCUUGAAGAAUGAUCUUGAAGAAAAUCAUGUACUGCGUAGAGAACUGGAAACUUCACUUCUUGCACAAGUAGAUUUUGGUGAAAGCCUCAAGCAAGAAAAAGUUAGCUUGGUUUAUAAGUUGGAAGAGAAAGAGAGGAGCCUAGAUUAUCUGCAGCGACAUGUUGAGCUAUUGGAACGUGAGCUAAGAGAAAGGGGAGAAUCAGAGGUGUCCUCUGAGUCUGAUAAUGUCAGGUAUCUCCAGAUCAUAGCGGAGAAGGACAAGAUUCUAGAAGAGCUCCAGAAAGGGGUUGUUUGGCUGGAACAAGAAUCAUUCAAAAAAGAAUUUGAAAGUGCUGUGAUUGAGAAAGGCACAAUGGAAAGAACCUUUGAGCAUGAGAAAGAUUAUCUUAUCCAGAUUAUGAAAGGAAAAGACAGGAGAAUGGAUGAACUCAUGCAGCAGGUGACUUCACUGGAGCAACAGUUCACUAACUCAUUGACCACCUUUUCUUCACAACUUGCUGAGAAACAGGCUGAAAUUAACCUCAUCCGUGAUGCUUCUGACAAGAUCACAGCAUCUCAGAUUCUAGCUGCUCUUGAAAUUGAAGAGAAGAAGUUGAUGGUAGUGGAACUUGAGGAUGAUAUUCAUGCUAUACAGCAGAAACUGAAAUUGCAGGAGGAAAAGUGGAGCCGAUCAGAGCAACUUGCAUUGGAUACUGAAGUAGAAUUGGCUGCAAAACAGGUAAAGGCAAUGGAGUUGAAUGAUCAAAUGGAGACUACUAAGCUAAGAAAACCAGAUGCUUUGCUUCAGAAACUACAGAUGGAGAAUAGAAAUUUACUUGAUAGUGCCACGAGACUGUCAUCAGAAAGGGAAAACUUGUUGGCUUCUGUUCAGGAAUUCAGUGAUAAAAUCUGUGAGUUCUCUACUGCAGACACGAUACUAAUGGACAAGUUGAGAAGCAUGGUGCAGUCUUUUGAGAAUGGUUGUCCAGUAAUGAUUUUGAAAAAGGAUGAUGGUUUCCUUGUAAAAGAGAAUAUGUUGGUUCAGUCUCCCACGAGGAUAAAGAAACUUGAAGCCAAUUCUGAAACUAGAUCACCAUUCAAGGAGCUAAAUUUGCUAGAAGAAUAGGAUGUGUGCAGUCCUGUAUUUUCAGCAAAAAGGUCAUGCAGUUUGAAAAAUGUCCAUUCUUUGGAUUGUAUAUGGCAUUUAUUUAUUUAUUUGUAUUCGGUUAUUUACACAUUUACACUUUUUUUUUUUGUCAAUGCAGCUGUUCCAC
This is a messenger RNA of Glycine soja, 3624 nucleotides long. RefSeq lists its product as uncharacterized. NCBI's taxonomy places the organism in Eukaryota, Viridiplantae, Streptophyta, Magnoliopsida, Fabales, Fabaceae. The transcript has 2 exons. The record is from RefSeq and is a predicted model, not a curated record. The coding region runs from base 171 to 3476 and encodes 1101 amino acids.